Messenger RNA from Telopea speciosissima, 1472 nucleotides. RefSeq names its product monoacylglycerol lipase ABHD6-like. The transcript has 4 exons. The record is from RefSeq and is a predicted model, not a curated record. NCBI's taxonomy places the organism in Eukaryota, Viridiplantae, Streptophyta, Magnoliopsida, Proteales, Proteaceae. The coding region runs from base 44 to 1021 and encodes 325 amino acids.
AGUAGAGAGAGAGAGAGAGAGAGAGAGAGAGAGAGAGAGAGAGAUGGUGAACUUUGUGACAAUAGAGAAGUCAUUGUUGCAUGGGCUAAUGAAGCUUGCUGGUCUGAGAACCCAGAUGGUGGAGAUCGAGCCUGGGACAACCAUGAAAUUUUGGGCUCCAUUUGAGACCACUAAGAAAGAGAAGGCGAAGGUAGAUCCGGAGGAGGAAGAGGAGAAGAACCAGAAGAAGAAGAAGAAAGCAAAGAAGCCUGCAGUGGUAUUGUUACAUGGCUUUGCUGCUGAAGGUCUAAUGACGUGGCAGUUUCAGGUGGGACCACUCUUAAAGAAGUACGCUGUCUACGUUCCAGACCUUCUAUUUUUCGGAGGUUCGAUGACCAGCAAAACUGACCGGUCACCGGAGUUUCAAGCCGAAUGCCUUGUGAAGGGACUGACGAAGUUAGGAGUGGACACCUGCACGGUGGUGGGAUUCAGUUACGGUGGAAUGGUGGCGUUCAAGAUGGCGGAGCUACACCAACACAUGGUGAAGUCUCUGGUGGUUUCAGGUUCGGUCUCAGCCUAUACGGAGUCAAUGAGUCGUAAGGUAACGGGUCGGUUGGGAUUCUCGUCGUCUUCAGAGAUGUUACUGCCCACGUCAGUUGAAGGUGUGAAAACCCUUCUUAAUCUCGGCAUGUACAAGAACUUCCGUUUACCUCAUCGUUUCUACAAGGACUACUUCCAGGUGAUGUUCAACAACAGAAAGGAGAAAGCUGAACUACUAGAAACUCUGGUCGUCAGCAGCAGCAGCAGCAAGGACUCCACCAUCCCCAACCUUUCACAAAGGAUACAUCUCCUAUGGGGUGAGAACGACCAAAUUUUCAAUAUGGAGAUUGCCCAGAGCCUGAAAGAGCAACUAGGAGACAAGGCAACACUGCAAAGCAUUAAGAAGGGAGGUCACCUGGUUCACCUGGAGCGACCCUGCAUCUACAACAGGCGUCUCAAGGCAAUCCUUGCUUCCCUGCAUACAGAUGCAGCUCAACAAUGAAGCUCACUCUUCCCAUUUCUGGUUAAAGUUUAUGUGUUCCGUAGUACCUGUUUCCCUGCUUUCUGUUGUUUCAUAUACAAAUGAAAAAAUUUGGAGAACUUGGCAGAUUGAAGACUAUAAUAGAAUUGAUUGUGAUGAAUUAAAUAAUACAAUGGGCACAAAAAAUGUAUAUGAUUUAUUCAAAUAGAAUUACAACACAUGGUACAAUAUAUAGGGACCUGGAUUAUAAUAAAAAAGGAAGGUGAAACAAACCUAUGGGUGAUGGAAGAUGUAAGAGUUCCCUUUAUGCCGGACUAAGAUUACAAAUUUGCUUUGGCACAAUGUUAAACUAGGCAAUUACAAAACAGCAAUUGAGAAACCAGAUAUUCCGACAAAAAAUUUCAUCUGAAGGACCACUGAAUUUCCUCAAGAGUUCUCCCCUUUGUCUCAGGGACCCAAAGUGCCACAAAUA